UGUUAUCUCCAGCACUGAGCUCAGCUUUAAAAGGAAAUUGCAAGACUCUAAUUCUGCCUGUCAGCUCCUGAUGAGACUCUGAUUAAAGAUAAAGCGAGAGGAGGACACCCGGAUGAAUCAAGGAAAAACUUGCAGAGGGAUAUUCACACAAACACUGCUUUUCCUGGACUCUAUUUUUUGAAGAUUUUGAUUUUAUUUAUAGCUUUGUACUGAACCUGCAUUUUAUGCAUCUGCUGUGAUUGCACACAUGUUCCUCACACCAGCUAAGAGAGAAAUGCUGUAAUGUUGUGCUUGAUUUGGACUUUCUUUGAGAGGAUUUAGGUUUCACCUGAUCAGCGUUCCUUUACUGUUUGAAUACAUUCUGAUCUUACCUCCUACCUUUCUGCCGCUCUUUUUUUCUCCUGAACAUUGUGCGCUGGUUAGUCACAUUAGCGACUGGGCAGACAUUUCUAACGGAGGCACAGUGCGUGAGGCUGGACUCUGAAUCGUUAGGGGAUCCUCAGACUUUGCGCCUCUGGGAGUUUGUCUUACCUGAUUCAACCAGAGGAGAGUGUCAUUAGAGUUUCCACAAUUGGGACGGCCGGCCAAAAGCCAGGAUGCAGGUGUCAUUAGUGUGCACGGAGCACCGCGGGGGAGUCAGCCGCACCACAGAGGAGCGGCUAAACCGCCAGAAUGCCAACAGCCCCAACACAGGCACCCGCAGCAAGUUCAGAGCCGUGGCCAUGGUGGCCCGCAGCCUGGGACAACUCUCUGUUCAGAGUGUGCCUACCUCCAGCGAGCAAAGCAUCAAGACUGGCAUGAAGUAUAGAAACCUUGGGAAGUCGGGCCUGCGGGUGUCCUGCCUUGGAUUAGGAACAUGGGUGACAUUCGGCGGACAGAUAACAGAUGAGAUGGCAGAGCAGCUACUGACUCUGGCCUAUGAAAAUGGCAUCAAUCUGUUUGACACAGCGGAGGUAUACGCUGCUGGGAAGGCAGAGGUGGUGCUCGGAAACAUCAUAAAAAAGAAAGGAUGGAGACGUUCAACUUUUGUGAUAACAACAAAAAUCUUCUGGGGUGGAAAAGCGGAGACUGAAAGAGGUUUAUCUCGAAAACACAUUAUAGAAGGUUUAAAAGCCUCUCUAGAAAGACUGCAGCUAGAAUAUGUGGAUGUGGUUUUUGCAAACAGACCGGACCCUAACACACCUAUGGAAGAAACGGUUCGAGCAAUGACCCAUGUGAUAAACCAGGGCAUGUCCAUGUACUGGGGAACCUCCCGCUGGAGCCCGAUGGAGAUAAUGGAAGCGUAUUCUGUGGCGAGACAAUUCAACCAGAUUCCUCCCAUCUGUGAGCAGGCUGAGUACCAUAUGUUCCAGAGAGAGAAGGUGGAGGUGCAGCUACCUGAGCUCUUCCAUAAGAUAGGGGUGGGGGCCAUGACGUGGUCGCCCCUGGCCUGUGGGAUCAUCUCAGGGAAAUAUGACGGCAGGGUGCCUCCCUACUCACGGGCCUCUCUGAAGGGUUACCAGUGGUUGAAGGACAAGAUCUUGAGCGAGGAGGGCCGGCGUCAGCAGGCGAAGUUGAAAGAGCUGCAGGCAAUCGCGGAGCGGCUGGGCUGCACUCUGCCCCAACUCGCCAUCGCGUGGUGCCUACGGAAUGAGGGGGUGAGCUGCGUCCUUUUAGGGGCGUCCAGCACCGAACAGCUGAUGGAGAACAUAGGAGCGAUACAGGUUCUUCCGAAGUUGUCAUCGUCCAUCACACACGAGGUGGACAGCAUCCUGGGGAACAAGCCGUACAGUAAAAAGGACUACCGCUCCUAACGCGCAGUGCCCUCCCCCCCCCCGGCAGGGCUGCACGGGAUGCAGCUACAGCGCCCCACGUUUGUCUGAUCCUCUCUUUGCUUGAGCUUUUACUGAGUGAGACCCUGGUGCAUGAGGCUGGCCACACCAAGGCCACCCAGGGCGCCUCUAGAGAGUUACAAGGAUAAGAUAAGAAAAGGGGGGGGGAGAAUACUGUCACAUCCACAGGAAAGGAAGAAAGACAAAGUGGAGGUUAGGGGUAUGCGCUCAUACUUAAAUCAGUUAUACAUUCAAUUCAGCUGAACGUAUUUUAAAACCUUAAAGAAAAAUACCUAUUAAAAAAAAAAAGCACACGCUUGCUUGGCAGCCAGAUUUAUUUUUUGUUCUAAAACUGAAUGCAACUAAAAGGAAGAUAAAGUUAAUAGGAAUAUACCAGAACUACUCUGUUGCACAUGUACCAUAGCCAUGCAUUUGUUCCUUGGACGUUCUGAUUACAAAACACCCGUGUACUGUACAGUUGGUCAAGGUUACUCUGAAAAAUCUUUUGUGUGUGUUGUCGACGUUGUCAGUGUACGAGCCUUCCCAUGGGCUUUAACAAUCAGCACUUUAGUAUUGUCAGUAUAGGUGUUGGAGGUGGAUGGAUGUUCUCAGGAGGGGAGAGGAUGCGUAUAACAAUAGUCUUAUCUCAGAGCCAUUGCACUAUAGAUUCAUCUCCUCCUGAUAAUCCACUCUCCUCCUCAUCCUCCCUUUGUGUCUUUACUGUCGGUACGUCGGUCCAGCCCGAUGCUCCGACUCUCCUGCUGUCUGAGUGUGUCGGCGGCGGCCUAGAUGAGGAGGGGGAAUGAGGCCCCUCCUCCGACUUUACCUGUGAAACGUCUGUGACGACGAGUCGGAGCACCUUGUCUGCCACUAAAGAAGAGAUUAGCUUUUCGUUCAUCCCUAUCAGUAGAAACUGCAGUCGCGUUAAAUCGAAUGCAGCGUCGUGCUUCACUGUGUCCUCUGGAAUCUGUUCUCUGUUUUCAGCCUGAGGAUUUACUGUGUAGGAAGAGGUCAUAUAUCAGUGCUGGCUCCACAUCUCAUGGAAACUUCUCCUUGACCACAUUUUGCUCAAGUGUUUUUGCCUUAUUUACAGUUAUAUCCAGACUCUGCUCUGGGCUCUGGCGUGCAAACAGCUGCCCUUUCAUGUCCCCAGUAAAUACUGUACGCUGACUGGUGGUGGUGGCAUUAGUUGGAGGCGGCGGUGGAGUGUCCGGUGAAUCAGUGCGUGGCAGCGGCUCAGGGAACAGAGCAGGCGGUUUUAGACGUGUGUUGGCAUGCACAUGGUCAGGAGGUUGUAUUUACUCGUCCGUCUUUCUUUCUCGUUCAGACACUAGGCAGGACCGGUGAACAUUUUGCGUGGCUUGAUCCAAAGAUCGUCCUCUUAUUCUUCUUCAUCUCUCUUUGAUGACACCCGAGGGUUUCACACUCACUUCCUGCAAGAUUAUAAAAGUCAUCUUGGCGCAUGUGCUGUCCAGCUUGUUAUCUAUCAACGGUAUGGACUUGACUCCAUAUAAAUAUAUAUAUUUACUUGAUCACACUGUUAUACUACAGUAGUUAACAAAUAUGUCCUUCAUAUACAGAAUGCAUAAGUACAGCUAACUGCUUUAGGAUUGGUAAGGUUUGUUUCAGACAACCUGAGAUGUGUCAGACAUAUUAUUGCAGAUUUUGACACGGCCCUAUAUCAUUGUUUCUCCUUUGGGUGCUCUCUUACUGUGAUUAAAGCACAAGUGGAUAGCAUGUUAACAUCCUCAAAGCAUGACCCCUGUUUCACCCAGCCUACAGCACCUACGGGACAAGUGAGGUGAUGUUACUCCGCUUACUAAAGACGUUUAGGUAACACAUCUUAACUAACUGCUGAUUAAUAUUGAUUCUUAGCAGAAAAAAUAAACACAUGAAGAAAACGGUCAUUUAAAUGCAAAUGAUGACUUGAAUGAAGUGGAAGUUAUUGUGCAGGAUUUGUGCGGACGAGGUCUGCUCCUCGAGUCCUCCUAGGUGAUUUUCAACAGCAACAAUGUGAUGUCUCUGCUGUUGAUCCUGUUUGUUUGUACGGGGGGGGGGGGGGG
Messenger RNA from Notothenia coriiceps (black rockcod), 3874 nucleotides. It is a transcript of the gene kcnab2a, whose product is annotated as potassium voltage-gated channel subfamily A regulatory beta subunit 2a. Gene Ontology annotation, biological process: regulation of potassium ion transmembrane transport; transmembrane transport; regulation of action potential. Gene Ontology annotation, cellular component: juxtaparanode region of axon; voltage-gated potassium channel complex; membrane. NCBI's taxonomy places the organism in Eukaryota, Metazoa, Chordata, Actinopteri, Perciformes, Nototheniidae. Gene Ontology annotation, molecular function: transmembrane transporter binding; voltage-gated potassium channel activity; potassium channel regulator activity. Bases 597 to 1793 code for a protein of 398 amino acids. The record is from RefSeq and is a predicted model, not a curated record. The transcript has 14 exons.